UACGUCGAAGUAAGUUUUGCUGCCGGAACCUAGUUGCGACGGCGAGCCGGUGGUGAUCGAAGAAGAUGGCGAAGCGCAAGUCGAUGAGCUCCAAGAUGGCUCAGCGGAAGAAGCCGGCGCCGAAGCUUGAGACCUCCUUCUGCUGCCCCUUCUGCAACCACCCCGACAGCGUCGCCUGCACCAUCGACCUCAAGCUCUUGGUCGCCACCGCCGUCUGCUACGUCUGCGAGGAGGCCUACCACACCACGGCGCACUACCUCACCGAGCCCGUUGACGUUUACUACCACGACUGGAUCGACGCCUGCGAGAAGGCCAACCAAGAUGACGAAUGCUUCAAACGACAGCGGCGAGUCAGCAGCGACGACGACGACAGCGAUGCCUGAUCGAUCGUGUCCGGCUACGCUAAACUUGCCUAGUUUGAUGAUGUUCGAUUCGUCUUUGU
This is a messenger RNA of Triticum aestivum (bread wheat), 442 nucleotides long. RefSeq names its product transcription elongation factor 1 homolog. Lineage: Eukaryota; Viridiplantae; Streptophyta; Magnoliopsida; Poales; Poaceae. Gene Ontology annotation, cellular component: transcription elongation factor complex. Bases 66 to 383 code for a protein of 105 amino acids. The transcript has a single exon. The record is from RefSeq and is a predicted model, not a curated record. Gene Ontology annotation, biological process: transcription elongation by RNA polymerase II. Gene Ontology annotation, molecular function: RNA polymerase II complex binding.